This is a messenger RNA of Ictalurus punctatus (channel catfish), 886 nucleotides long. RefSeq names its product histone H2B. Bases 162 to 536 code for a protein of 124 amino acids. The transcript has a single exon. The record is from RefSeq and is a predicted model, not a curated record. Gene Ontology annotation, molecular function: DNA binding; protein heterodimerization activity; structural constituent of chromatin. NCBI's taxonomy places the organism in Eukaryota, Metazoa, Chordata, Actinopteri, Siluriformes, Ictaluridae. Gene Ontology annotation, cellular component: nucleosome.
GGGAGGAGCAGUAGGAGGCGCCAUGCAGGAGGAGGUAUCGAAUUUUGGCCAAUCAAAAAAAGGUGUCUUGUGUGGACGUCAUUAGCAUGUGGGUCUGUAAAUAGAGCGGGCGCGAGGCGGGCGUUAGUCAUUUUCUGUUCGUUUAUUCGAGAAGCAGCAUUAUGCCCGAUCCAGCCAAGACCGCGCCCAAGAAGGGAUCAAAGAAAGCCGUGACCAAGACGGCCGGCAAAGGAGGCAAGAAGCGCAGAAAGUCCCGGAAGGAGAGCUACGCCAUCUACGUGUACAAGGUCCUGAAACAGGUGCACCCUGACACCGGCAUCUCAUCCAAGGCCAUGGGCAUCAUGAACUCCUUCGUGAAUGAUAUUUUUGAGCGCAUCGCCGGUGAGUCUUCUCGUCUGGCUCACUACAACAAGCGUUCCACUAUCACCUCCAGGGAGAUCCAGACCGCCGUGCGCCUGUUGCUUCCCGGCGAGCUGGCCAAGCACGCCGUGUCCGAGGGCACAAAGGCCGUCACCAAGUACACCAGCUCCAAGUAAAGCGCGUUACCGCCGUCUUCAUCAACCCAACGGCUCUUUUAAGAGCCACCCACUUUUCAUACAAAGAGCAAUCAAUUUUCUUUCGCUUUCUCUCUUGCUGUGUGUGUGUGUGUGUGUGUGUGUGUGUGUGUGUGUGUGUGAGUGAGAGAGAGGGGGGGCACUUCUGAAGUGCUGCUCUCCCACGAAUGUUCAGGCUUUUGGGUAAUUCUAGCAGUCUGAUAAAUGCAGAGAUGAGUACAACUCAACAGGGUUGUAGCACGGUUUCUCGGGCUUGUAUAAUCUGAGCAAUGCAAAAUGGGGCUUUAGCAGCACAAAGUUUUAUUAAGACUAGCAACAGGAAGUAACUGAAA